Molecule: messenger RNA, 8145 nt
Organism: Cladocopium goreaui
Lineage: Eukaryota; Dinophyceae; Suessiales; Symbiodiniaceae
Source: the annotation of a GenBank genome assembly
AUGCAAACGAAACUGCAGCCAUCAGCACCUGCCCAUGAGCAACUCACGCAGGGAGAGGUACCGCUGUCUUCACAGGCCGUGUCGAACCCACUGCUCGUUGCAUUGCCUAGGGAUCCCUACCUGUCACAUGAUCACUGUUUCCCAAUCCAUGAGGGCUUACCCCCAGCCAUUGCCGACAGUCCCAUGCAGGAUGAGGUGCUACCGUCAGAUGACUCUGUGUCGAACCCCCUGUUAGGUGAAAGUCAGCUGUCCUCCAACGGUGCUCAUGUGUCCAAACGUUUCGAACCGUCGCCGUCUUCAGGAGUUUCCAGACAGCUCAAAAUCUCGACCUUCUUCAAGCCCAAGCAGCAGUGCAAAAGGUCCAAGUCGACCAUUGAUGCACCACAUCGCCAACUCACGAUUGAUCAAUUUUUUCAACAGGUACGUAGGACUCUGCCCGAAGUGCCUCUGCCUGAGCAACCUCGUGACAUACAGCCUCAGUCAUCACCUGUCCUUAGUCAUGUUGCAGAACCAUGCCAAGAUAGGUGCAACGAAAGCCAAACUGUGGAAGCACCCUCCUUCAUGUUCAAUGCCCCCACGGGCCAUCAGCCACCACUGCCACCGCAGCGGGACCGCCACUUAUGGAGGCUUGACUUACAAACACGCUUUGAAGAGUUGUCCCACACAGAAAAUGCGGCAAUAGGACCAGUCCUUUAUGUGCAAGUGUGGUACAUCCAUCAUGCUCGACAUGCUACAUGUCCAAUACCAAAGCUUGUCCGCCUGGAAGACACCCCGGAGACCUGGUUUGCAGACCUUGUCAAUGCAUGGCGAGAGCAAGUGCAAAUGGAUGAGCCACUCACCAUUGAGGUCGUCACUCCUUCACCGCCAUACUCCUUCCAGGAACAUGCUGAAAUUCAUAUCAUGUUAGAGCAACAAGGAGGGCCAGACGUUGUAGCACUUGUUUUCACCGCUGCCUUCCAUGGAGGCCACAGGCUUGGCCUGUUCCAGGUAGCUGAAUCCAUGCCCAAUCGUAUUUGUGCCCGCACUCUCAUUCAGAAGCACAACUUCCAAAUGUUCUGUGAUUUCCGGCCGUGCAACCUCUUCUCUGGCAGGCUGCGGUUUGAACACGACUUCCCAGAAGAAGUUCCCUCCGGCAUCAGUGUUUUGCUUGACGUUGGCAGUGUCACAGAUGCCGCCAGCUCCACUGAUGCGGCAGUAGGAGCCCCUGAUGCAAUGAGUCUGAUGCAGAGUGGUCCAUCCCAAGCCACACCAACAAGGGCUAGCCCUCGCCAGAGUCCAGUCUCAUAUGCCAAUGCGGCUACAACCCCGAGAGGUCAUAGUCGUGCCCAACCGCUCACAUCUGGAACUGCAACAGCGACAACAGAUCUGCCCGCACCAAUUCUCAAUGGUUUCCGGCUCCAAAUCACAAACCAACGAGAAUUCCAUGAUACCUUGCACUGGCACCUGCACCAGCACCAACGAGGUAGAGACAGCGUGGCAGCGCCAUCAUUCAGCUUGGCAACAUGGUUCUCUGACAUCGACCGGCUGCCCAGGUCAGACCAUUACAGGCAAGUCAAUGUACCUAUCUCUCCAGAUCAUUGGGUUUCAGCCAUCGUGCAAAGAUGGCAUGACUUCCUUGAUCCCACACAUCCGAUUGAACUGCAUCUAGUCCAGCCAAAUCCCCUGGACUCAAAUCCUGACAUCCUUGGCCAUGUAGUAUUAAUACAGCGCCAGGUAGAACACCUUCGGACAGCUCUGAUCACACUCUCCGACUGGAAUGAUGACCCAUGGCAGCCUUCACACACAUGUGCAAUGUUGUCCACAACUACGUCCUAUGAGGAAAUCAUCAAAGUCGCCCUUGUGGUCUCGUCCUGUCCCCCGGUUCAGCCGCAGGCCCAUUGCCACGUCAGCCACGGCCACAUUGAACUUGCCCCAGGUAUGACCUUCCCAGUCCGUAAUGGAUACGGAUUUGAAGUUGCUGCCGCCAUCGACGAUGAAUGCGAGGCGUUUGAUGCUGCUGAUUCCCUUGCACUGAUCCAAUUGUCCUUUCAGACGAUCCGGACAUCCAUCAGCAGCCUUGCUUCCAAAGUUGCACUGUCAUCUGACAGUAGUGCCACGUCCAUGCCCCCAGCAUAUGAAGAUGAAGCCAGUGCACCACCCAUCCUGGCUCCACCCGUAUCUGCGCACUCAGGCUCAUGGUCUCAGCUUGUCCAGGAGCUGCAGCCACGUUGGGCCGUACAUGCCAGUCCUAUUGCGACCAAUGCGGAACUUGCUGCCACGGUAGUAGUAUGGUAUGUCGAUCAUGUCCGCUGGCCUCAGUGUUUUGCUCCACGGCCAGUUUUUCUUUUCCAAGACCCGGCAGAAUGGGCCACCCUACUACGGCAUGCUUGGAGGGAUGCAGUGCUGCCAGAUCAUGAAUUGCUCAUGCAUGUGGUACAGCCAGGCCCGGAGGAGCCUGACCCAAACGUCAUGGCCCAUAUCCUCCUCACACAACAGGCAAUCCCACGUUUCUUCUCGAUCCUUGUCUCAGCCUAUGACAGUGCUGUUCCAGGACUUGCCAGAAUGCAUGCCACCAUGGCUCCAGACCCGCUGCCACGAGACACCCUUUUUGCCCUCACAUACUUGGACCGAGAUUGCAAUCAUGUCCGCAACACCUGUACCGCUUGGCAGGGUGCACAAGAACUUCAUGAUGCCCAGGCUGUCCCCCUGCAACAUGGUAUGUCCUUUGUUGUGGCCAUCCAUCGCCAAGGUGAAAUCCUUCCGGCCGACAUGGAUCCAUGGCAAUCCACGGUCCUUCCAAACAGUGGACACCCUGUCACGCUCAACCUACAGGCAGCGCUUCCAGACCACAGGAACAGGCCAGCGGAGCUCACAUGCCUGGAUGACUCUCUCCCACAACUCCUGUGGUUUGAAAAUGACGCAUGGCUUAGAGAACUCUCAGCUGCCCCCAGUAUCCAUAUGCACCCCCUGCCUGAUGGAUUCAUUGUUCCCCCAGCCACUUAUUGGGAACUGGUAAAUCCUGCACGCUCAUGGCCUUUGCAGGGACCCAAACACUACUCCAUCUAUGUUGAUGGGUCAGCCAGUCAGGUCCAAGCUGCAUGGGGUUUGGUGCUCACUGAACAUAGUGGCGAACACGAGUCCUUUGUUGGGUGUACAUAUGGGUCUGUUGAACUUGCCCCCGACCAUCCAGCCUGGCUCGGUGCUACCACGACCGACAAUAUCGCAGCAGAGUUAACAGCAAUGAUCGUUGCUCAACAAACAGUGUUGAGAUGGCACGAGGAUGCUUCCUUCACAGUUCGCCCAGAUCUGACCCUUAGUCGCCUCCUUGCCCAGGCCAUCACUGUAUGCAAAUCAAAUCGGAUCCUUGCCCAGAUCUGCCAAGCACAAGGACUAUGGUUGUCCAAACGCAUGACAAUUCAUGAAGUGCGCGGUCACACCUCCCACCCAUGGAAUGAUCUUGCUGAUGCCCUUGCCAAAUGGGCCCUUACCAACGACCCGGUCUUUUCUGACCAGGAAGCAGCGCCUCUGCACCACUUUGCUCAAUGCCCGCAUGACGUUCAGUGGUCGUGGAUGCAGACAACACAUCCCUCCAUGUCGGCCUGCUUCCCCCCGUUGCUCGACCAGCAAGUCAUGCAGAUCACACAGUCCUCCAAGACCUUGGGAACCACUCCCAUAGAGCAGGAGUUGCUUCACACACAAGCCACCGAGACUGUGCCACUUCAGCUUCGCAUCCAAACCGCCAACGUCCUUGCGACAGAAGAGUGGGCCAGCCACCACCAAGGCACCAAGCGCACUGGCCAGCGCACAGUCCGGCUUGACUCCCAAUGGCACAAAGCCCAAAUCCACGUCAUCGGGGUUCAAGAAGCCCGCACCCCAGCAGGUAUCUACCACUCCCCGCACUAUACCAUAGUUGCGUCAGGAGCCAAGAUUGCCAGGGCCCCGCUCUAUGGCUGCGAACUCUGGUUACAUAAGAGCCUGCAAAUUGCCCAGCCACAUGAUGCCAGCCCUCUCACCCUGGGACACGCUUCCCUGACCGUGCAGCAUGCCGACCCUCGACGCUUGUUCGUCCAAGCCCAGGUCGCUCAACUUAGUUUCUUGUUCAUUGUCCUGCACACGCCAUGUCUCCAAGCGCAGGUUCCAGGACAGCCAGCCCCACUGGAUGCCUUAACAGACUGGUGGCAAGAAACGGCCGCCCUCAUGGCCAAAUUCCGCACUGACACCCUCAUGUGGCUCCUCAUUGAUGCCAACUCACCCCUCAGUGCCGGCAACAAUGACCUCGUUGGCCCUGUAGGUGCAGAGCCCAUGACAAAACAAGGCGAGCUUUUCUACCACUUCCUUCAAACUCACAAUUUGGCAGUGCCAUGUACCUUUCCCCACCUGCACACUGGCCAGUCCACCACGUGGACACACACCAGUGGCCGCAAAAGCCGCAAGGACUAUGUGCUGCUCCCUGUUUCUGACUUGUCCCUCGUCAAAGCUUCAUGGGUUGUAGUUGAUCACGACAACAACUUUGCCCACGAGGACCAUCUCCCAGCUGCGAUAUCAUUUCAAGGAUGGCUGGAGGUUCAUGUGGAUGACCAUGCAGCCAUUUACGAGAAGCAGCUUUUGAUGCUGGCACAACAACACUUUGCCAAGCCCAAAACAAAGAAACGGGUGAUUCAGCUCUCUGACAAGGCCUUACAGGCUGUCGCAUUCAAGCGCAACAUUCUAGACUGUGGACGCAAAUGCAACCUCUUCUCAGACCCUCAGUUCAAACAUGAGCUCAAAACAAUUGAAAAAGAGGUGGCCAGCCUUGUCCGACAUGACAUCCAGGCUCACUAUGAUCACCUCCUCAAUACCCUAGAGCAGGCUGGAGAACUAGCCAAUCAUCGGCUCGUCUACAGGCUCCUCACCAGAUUGGGUCGCAAAAAAGGAGCGAAGCCACCCGGCCCCAAACCCCUCCCCAUGCUUUGCCUCGAGGAUGGUUCCACUGCCACCUCGUUCAGCGCCCAACAACUGAUAUGGCGUGCUCAGUUCUCCGAAAUUGAAGCCGCCAUUCCUGUUACCUGGGAUGACCUACAUGCUGCCAAUAUCCAGCCGCCACCCUAUCAAGGCCUCGAUGUCGACCCUGCAGCGUUCCCCAGCAGUUGGACAGUUCACACCCUCCUUUCCAAGCUCAAACGAGACAAAGUGGCCGGCCCCAACCUCCUGCCACCGGCAGUCAUGAAAGCAGGCGGUGAAGUGAUGUCCCGCCACCUUGCCAUUCUCUUUGCAAAAGCAGCGGCCCAUGCAAAGGAGCCCCUGCGUUGGAAAGGCGGUCAGUUGAUCCCAUUAUGGAAAGGAAAGGCAUCCCCUUCCAGGCCUGAUGCUUACCGCUCCAUAUUUAUAUCCAACUAUACUGCCAAACUCUUCCAUCAGAGUUUCCGUCAGCAUCUCGUUCGUGCUUGGGAGCCCAACAUCACGUGCAUGCAGUACGGUGGCAGAGCCUCCCUUGGUGUUGACUUAGCCCACCAUGUCCUACAAUGCCAUCAAGCCUGGACCGCCCAAAAGGGCAUCCCUUCGGCCGUAUUGUUUGUUGAUAUUAGGUCGGCUUUUUACACCAUUCUCCGUCAAAGCUUCACUGCCCUGCCAAGUGACAAUGCGGCUUUCCUCAAGGCCAUGACUGCCCUUGGUCUCACUCACGAAGCCAUUGGCCGUAUGAUUCAUGCCACGGAAGGAGAUGCUGUUGCGGCCCGCCUCUCAACACACAUGCAGCACCUCCUGCGAGACCUUAUGUCCCAGACAUAUUUCACCCUACCAGGGCUCCCAGACCCUUCCCAGACCACAAGGGGUACGCGCCCGGGUGACCCUGUUGCUGACAUCCUCUUUAACAUGUGUAUGACGGCCAUCCUGGCCGACUUUCAUGCCGACAUCCACGCCCAUGCCAAGCUUCCGUGGCUCGGCCACCAGGCACCCAUUCAGGAGUUCACUCCACCAUGUGAUGUCCCGCUCGAGGCAUAUGCUGACGUCACCUUUGUCGAUGACAUCGCAGUGCUGCUGCAUGCCCGCACCAAUGAUCGCUUGAUCUUCAUGAUCCAACAAGUUGUCGAGGCACUAACAACAGCAACCUCCAAGCGUGGCUUAGAGCUGAACCUUGAUCGCGCCAAAACUGAAGUCCUCAUUAAUGUGGUCGGCAAAGGGGCCAAAAAACUCAAGGAAACCUUGCACCUGGCUUGCAACUGCCUCAACUGGACCCCAGCAGAUGGCCCCGCCAUCUCCCUGCCCACAUGUCACGAGUAUAAGCACUUGGGUACAUGGCUUCAAACCAAGCAUCGACACUCCAGAGAAAUCAUCAAACGGGCCUCAGCAGCUAAGCAAAAAUUUGGCCAGCUUGCCCGAUCAUUCUUCACAAAGAAGAUCUCCUUGGAAGUGCGAGCAAAGGUCUUUCAAAGCCUUAUUGUGUCCAAACUUCUCUACAACGUCCACACAUGGGCAGGAGCCUCCGACAAGGAUUUUGCCACCUGGGCCCACCAUGCCAAGCCCAUGGCUGCCGUGCUGCUCAAAGGAAGGAUUGCGAGCACCUCCCGCUUUCAAUACACCACUGAGGAGCUUUUUGCGGCCAGUGGCAUCCUUCCUCUGCCGGAUCAACUGCAUGCCCAACGCCUGCGCUUUUUAGCCCGCCUUCUGAAAGCCUGCCCAGCCAUCACAUGGAUGCUCCUGCAGGCCACCUCAGGCCCCAGCUCAUGGCUCGCACUGUGCCGUACUUCCCUUGCCUGGCUCUGCCGCCACCAUGGGGGCCGCAUUCCCCUAUGUGCUGAUGAUCCAUUUGAAGACUGGAUUUCCUACAUCCAGCUCAACCUCAAAUGGAAGGGAGCCAUCAAACGAGCGAGCUAUCAUGCCCUGGCUUAUCACAAAGCAGCCGCCAUCCAGAAGCUAUGGCAGCAACAUUUUGUCACACGCCUUGCCAGUCAUGGCGCCACGCUGCCAUCCCCCCCACAAACAGCUCAACAUGCCGAACUCUGGCAAUGUGAAUUGUGUUCCAAAACCUUUGGCUCCACAAGGGCACUAGCCAUGCACUCGGCCAGAGACCAUGGCUACCGCAAGCAAGCUCGAUACUUCGCCACUGGCGACACAUGCCAAGCAUGCCUGCAGCUCUUCCAUAAUCGCACUAGGCUGUCUAUUCAUUACGAAAAGAAUCCAAGGUGCUACGAUCGAGUCAAAGCAUGUUGGCCACCUAUGCCACAAACAAUGGUGGAAGCAUUGGACAUUGCAGACAAAGAAGCAGACAUGGCUCUCAGAAGGGAAGGAUGGUGGGCGUCAAAAGCAAUCUUUCCUGCCUUGAAGCUAGCUGGGCCACAGCUUCCCCCAGCACCGAGCCCUGAAGCCGACGCCAUGUGGCACAAAAUGCAAUCACGCCACGUCACAGAGGAAUGUGAGCCCAAAGGCGAGCAGCCGGUUCUUUCCAGCCAUUGUGCUGGGGCCAGCUUGCUGCAGACAAGUUUCGAUGACGAGUUGCUUGAGCAUUCUAUGCAGGUUUUCGCUGCUUUGUCUCAAUUCAAGGUGGUGGACUUGCAAGUUGAUUGGAGCUUGCCAGGACCGGGGUUUGUCACAACCAAUGCCCUUACCAUGAGCAAGCCUAAAUUACAAGAGCAACCAGCCCCAGACAACUACACUGUGGGUCAAUGUGUAUUGCUGUCUGGUCUCAGCAUGAAAGGAUUGAAUGGAGAAGUGGGCGUCGUCACCAAUCGAUGUUCAGCCUCCAAGCGGUAUGGCGUGAAAUUGGCUAGUGGUCGAUAUGUUGCUGUUCGGGCCUGUAACAUGGCCCUCCUUGCUGGAAGUUGUGCUGCAGAUCCUUCUGCCAGUUUCGCCUCCAGACCUAAGGGUACAACUGAUCUGCCAAAGUCACAUGAAGGUAGUUACACUGCAAAUGAACGGUCUUAUCCUGGGAAUCCAGGGGAACUUCAGCUCGGGCAGUCAGUGCGGCUGACAGGUCUCUCUGAUGCCAACCUCAAUGGUCAAGUUGGUCGUGUGGCCACCACUCUGACUCCAGCUGAACGCUAUGGUGUGAAAAUGCCAUGCGGCCGACACAUCGCUGUUCGACCGCGCAAUCUGAAAUUGGUUGUGAAUGAGAUUGACGGAGAGGACAUCUCAGUGGAGAAGACGCUGUUUCGGUUUCCACCAGGCACAGCCAAACCCUUCACCUACUGA